This is a messenger RNA of Mesorhabditis belari, 429 nucleotides long. Lineage: Eukaryota; Metazoa; Nematoda; Chromadorea; Rhabditida; Rhabditidae. The record is from the annotation of a GenBank genome assembly.
AUGUUGAUCAAUAAACCACCGGAUACUGGUUCUCAACUUUCUCGCCACCCACUGCAUCAAGAUCAACAAUACUUCCCAUUUGGCCCAUCUGAUGCCAUUGUUUGUGCAUGGACUGCUAUAGAAACUGUGAACCGAGCAAAUGGAUGCCUCGUCGUUGUGCCUGGCACUCACAAAGGACCCGUUCAUCCACAUGAAUAUCCGAAAUGGGAGGGAGGAGUCAAUCCACUCUAUCACGGAAUCCAGGACUUUGAUCCAAAUAUGCCAAGACUUCAUUUGGAAAUGCAAGCUGGCGACACUGUAUUCUUUCAUCCGAUUCUAAUUCACGGAUCUGGAACGAAUAGAACCACAGGUUUCCGAAAGGCGAUCUCCUGCCAUUUCGCCAAUGAUGAUGUUUGUCGCUAUCAGCCAAUCACUCAGAUCAGAUUUAUC